Molecule: messenger RNA, 1208 nt
Organism: Lutzomyia longipalpis
Lineage: Eukaryota; Metazoa; Arthropoda; Insecta; Diptera; Psychodidae
Product: FUN14 domain-containing protein 1-like
Exons: 4
Coding region: 294-818 (174 amino acids)
Biological process (GO): autophagy of mitochondrion
Cellular component (GO): mitochondrial outer membrane
Source: RefSeq, a predicted model, not a curated record
CUCCCAAAUCCGCUGUGUCUUCUGAUUAAAAAUACUCGUGAGCAAUACUUUAAGAAUCCUUCUUUAUUGUGUAAUUAACAAUUUCAUCACCCUACCUCCCCUAUUCGAGUAAAUUGCAAAAGAAUUUUUCCAAGUUUUGAAUUUAUUUUUUUUUGGGUGAAUUCCUCAAAAAUUCUCAAGUAAUAAAUUUGCCCAAAAUCCGUGCAUUGCAUAAUCUAUUUAUUGUUUAUAAAUCAAAUUAGAUGAUUAGCUGUGUGCAAAUAUUCCAAUAAUAGACACUAAUAAAAAAUUCGAUGAUCGAUCCCAAACAUAACAAGAACUUGGCCAACAAGCAGAAAAUGUCUGGGAAGGAUAGUGGAGCUAUUGAGCGCUUCUUUGGGGACAUUUCCAAAGGAUCAGCCACGAAGCAGAUUGCAAUUGGAGCUGCAUCCGGAUGGCUCACUGGAUUUGUGACUGUUCGUGUGGGAAGAUUGGUAGCUGUGGCUGUGGGUGGCAGUAUAAUCCUCCUGCAGAUUGCCAAUGAGCAGGGAUACAUUAACGUCAACUGGAACAAAGUUAAUGCAAAAGUGGACAAACUUGCUGACAAAGUGGAGGAAACAGUCACGGGCGAAGGACCCAGAUGGGUUGAUAAAGCUGAGCGAUACUUGGACCGCAAGAUCGGCCAGGCAGAAGAUUUGCUGAAGCAGCAGCAGAAGAAAACGCGAAAAUGGUAUUCAGCUUUGAUUGGGGAUGAGAAUGGGUGCAGAUUGAAUGAUUUCCACAUCUUCCUGGGUGCCUUUGCAGCUGGGAUUGUUCUCGGUGUUGGUACUGCCAAGUAAACACAUCCCCCUCACAGAAUCAUCAUCACCUCCCCAUCGUCACAACACGAUGGGGAUGAAAGUGAAUCGUUUUUUAAACUUAGAAUUUUAUCGUGAAUCUCUAAAUGAGAAAACUUUUUGCAAAGUAUUCGUAGUAAAACAUAAAUUAGAAAACAUCCAAAAAAAUGAAUGAAAAAUUUUCCAAAAAAGCUAAAGAAAAGUUAUUUUAGCACAAGAUAAUUUUUGCUUUGCGACUAGAAACUUAUAAGACUCAUUUAACUUUAAAAAAUCUUCCUUAAGUUUUGAAUAAAUUAAUCAUUGGAAAAAGGAUUAAGAGGAUUUACUUAAAACCUUAAACUUUUAUUAUUAUUAAUUUUCCGACUUUGCUAAUAAAUAUUAUUGUAGAAAGAA